AGUUCAGGAAGAGAUUUUUAAUCAAUAGAAAUGAUCUCGAAUGGGUUGAUGCUUCUUGAUCGUGGAAAAUCGAAGGCGAGCUCUUCUCUUCUAUGCUGCGUUUCACAACAAAAUUUCUGCGCAGAACUUCCCCCAAGUCCUCCGAGAUCUUACAGCCGCCGCCGAUUCCCCUUCUCUUUCAGAACUCUUUCGGGAAACACAAACAGGAAUGACUUCCUCUGGUUCGCUAUGUCUCGGGUCUCGUAUCGAGUCCGAGCUUAUCGUUAUGGAGGCGGAAGAAAGAGAUGACCAAAGAGGGAUUGAUUGCAGCCAAGGAGCUGAAGCGGUUCCGCUCCGAUCCUGUCCGCCUUGAUCGUUUCAUCCGGUCCAAUGUUUCCCGGUUCCUGAAAUCCGAUCUCCUUGCUGUUCUCGCAGAGGUCCAGAGGCAGCACCAGGUUUUCCUUUGAAUGAAGUUAUAUGAUGUGGUGCGCAAGGAAAUAUGGUACGGGCCAGACAUGUAUGUUUACCGGGACAUGUUCAUGAUGCUUGCUAGAAACAGAAAGGUAGGUGAACCGAAGCUGGUUUGGCAAGAUAUGAAGAAAGAGGAAGUUUUGUUUGAUCAACAUACCUUUGGAGACCUUGUUCGAGCCUUCCUAGACAGCGGGCUGCCCUCACAGGCAAUGGAGAUAUAUGAUGAAAUGAGACAAUCACCAGAUCCCCCAUUAGCCCUGCCUUUUCGUGUCAUCUUGAAAGGGCUCCUCUCUUAUCCAGAAUUAAGAGAGACGGUCAAAGACGAUUUCUUGGAGCAUUUCCCUGACAUGAUCGUGUGUGACCCACCAGAAGACUUGUUUGGAGACAGUGAGGAUGUAAUAGAACUUCCUGCUAAUGCAAUAUUCUAUGCAUUUGUUCAAUAUCUAAGCGUAAAGUAAAUUAGCAGUCGCCAUCUUAUUACGUGUUCUGCCUUUAGAAAGCCAGGCCCACGGCGGCUAGAGAGUCCUGAACGGUGACUGUAGGCGGCGGCGCUGACAUUAACUUUCCGAGUCCGACCACAAUGCUUCUGUAACCCAUGAACUACUACGGAUUGUUCACCUACCGUUAAAGAGAAUUAAUCUUCGGCUUAAACUAAAAGUCAUGGAACAGAACAUUAUCAUUAAUUAAUGAUAAUCACAGACGAAUUUUCUGAUAAAAAAACUGUUUACAG
Messenger RNA from Rubroshorea leprosula, 1180 nucleotides. NCBI's taxonomy places the organism in Eukaryota, Viridiplantae, Streptophyta, Magnoliopsida, Malvales, Dipterocarpaceae. The record is from the annotation of a GenBank genome assembly.